Molecule: messenger RNA, 2122 nt
Organism: Mizuhopecten yessoensis (Yesso scallop)
Lineage: Eukaryota; Metazoa; Mollusca; Bivalvia; Pectinida; Pectinidae
Product: cytochrome P450 2J6-like
Exons: 4
Coding region: 1-1158 (385 amino acids)
Biological process (GO): xenobiotic metabolic process
Cellular component (GO): intracellular membrane-bounded organelle; cytoplasm
Molecular function (GO): iron ion binding; heme binding; oxidoreductase activity, acting on paired donors, with incorporation or reduction of molecular oxygen, reduced flavin or flavoprotein as one donor, and incorporation of one atom of oxygen
Source: RefSeq, a predicted model, not a curated record
AUGGCGACAUGUCUCGUGGCAAGUUCUGGUGAAUUGUGGCGGCGAACAAGAAUAUUUGCAUCUACUACCUUGAAAAAGUUUGGAUUUGGAAAGCCGUCUUGUGAGAAGGCGAUAAAGGAUGAAAUUGAGGUAUUCCUAGAUGUUCUUCAAACCAAAUGUGGCAAACCCUUUGACCUAAAGUCAAUUUUAAUGACAAGUAUAACAAUUUUAAUAGGUAGCGUAACUCUCGGCUGCAGGUUCGAUCACAACGACCCCAGGCUACAGAAAAUAGUCAGGAACGCAAAGUCCACAUCAGAAAUAAAUGCAUCUAUAGGUAUUAUAAGUGUGUUCCCGUUUAUGAGAUACGUUCCCGGCGAUUUACUUCAGAUGAAAACAUUCGAAAAUAAUACGAAUUCUAUAUGGAAAAUCUUUCAAGAAAUAAUUGACAACCACAGACAGACCAUCACAGAAGGAACGACACGUGACUUCAUUGAUGCCUUUCUCCAUGAACAGCGUCGGACAUGUAGCCCAGAUACUGUAUUUACAGAUCAAAAUUUGCUGCUUUGUCUCUCAGACCUGUUCCUUGCUGGAACCGAAACUACAAGUACAGUUUUAACGUGGGCGGCUAAAUAUCUAAUUUGUCAUCCUAAAGUGCAGGACAAGAUGAGGUCCGAAAUAUUCCGAGUAGUAGGCGACUCCCGUUCUCCGUGCAUCAGCGAUAGACCGGAAAUGCCGUAUUCGGAAGCGGUAAUUAACGAGGUUCUACGGUGUGGGAAUGUUGUUCCCCUGUCUUUGCCUCACACUGCGACAAAGGAUACGAUUAUUGGUGGUUACACAAUUCCGAAGGGAGUAUUUGUUAUUCCAAAUGUUGGAUCAGUUUUGAAUGAUCCCAAUGAAUUCGAAAAUCCCGAUACUUUCGAUCCCGAACGAUUCAUCGAUGGAGAUGGGAAACUCAGUGGUCACGAGAAAGUCACAUUAGCAUUUUCCUUAGGAAAACGUGUGUGCAUGGGAGAAACCAUGGCCAGAAUGGAACUCUUUUUGAUUUUGACGUCACUAGUACAACGGUUCGAACUACUUCCGGAGCAUCAGGAUUGUCUCCCUUCCCUUGAUAUAAUUGAGGGAAUGGUUAACACUCCGCAGAACACUUUCAUACGUGUUACAGAUGUUAAUAACGCUUGAGCUGAUGAAAGAGUGAUAUGAUCUUUCUUAACUUUUAGUAUCUGCAAACUAUACUCAAGUGUAUCAACGGAAAACUUUCUUUAUUAUCACUGUACAGUUGUUAAAUUUCCAAGGGAAAUAUUUCGUUGUUAUCCCGAACAGAACUAGUUUGCAGGAGUUAAAAAUAUAUUGGUCACGAUAGGACUUUGGGAAAUGAGAUUUAUUUUACACAUGUUUUAUCAAAACGAUAUUGAAUUGUUGUUUUAUCUUUAGUAUUCGGCAUUAAACGGGUUAAAAGCUAAUUUAUUAAUAUCAGUAUGUAUAUCCAUUGAGAUCACUAUUCAUGAUUUUAAUAUUCGCUGUGUAUUUAAUUUGCCUGGGGACCUCGAAAAUAACAAAAUUUCAUCCCCGCGAAAAUUACCAACUAUAGACUAUUUCGUUAAAACUGCAUAAAUGCUAUACAUAUAGUAUUAACAAGUCGAUACGAUUACCAAUAUGAUAGGAGCUAAUACAUUUUGUCAUUUUGACACAAUUAUUUAUAUAUUAUUUUUUAUACUUUUAUAUCUUUUUUGAAGAGAAAAGGGGUAGAGAUUGCCUUUUCAAGUUUCAUAUAAAUGUUAUCAAGAAAAGGAGAGUGAAGAAUUUGGUUGACAUUGUACAAAUGUAGCAAUAAGUAGAUUUCAACGAUAUUUUGAUUCUUCCCUGUCAUUUGAAGUUGUACAAAAUAAAGUUAAUGUAGAAAUAUGAUAAACAACUUCUGAACUUCUGAAUUUCCGUUACAAGUGGCAUUUUUGCUGUUCGAGAAAUGUUUUUGGAGAAACAGUUGUUAUGUAUAUAAUGUUCAGAAGAAUAUUGAUUGAUAUAUAAAGGCAUAAGACGACAUCAUGUUUUUCAUAUGCAAUGUUGGAUGGUAGGAACAAUGUCAUUGUCGCAUUAUUAGUGUUAUAAUUAUAUCUUGUAAUUAGAAAACAACGAAAUCAAUAAA